CGUCCUCGUCCAAGCAACAGCGCUCGUCGCCAAGCUGGACCCUCCCAGAUGGCUCGAGUCGUCCCGACAGACGACGAUCUGACCAGGCUGCAACGUCUGAGCCAGAAGAUCUCCUCUCGUACUCUUCCUGUCGAGUUGCUCGGGGCCUGUUGGCCAGGUUACGACUACAGUCCGGUCCUGACCGCCUCUCGUCCGGUCCCUCCCAGGCCGCCCUCACCCGUCGAGAGCUUCGAAUCCCGAGAUACUUGGCACAGAGCCGAAGAUGGUCUCCGUCCUCUGCCCCGACGACAAGUCCCUCCACCCCCGCCUGCACCUUUGCCAGCGCGACCCAUCACGACGACGAUCGUCCCAAUCAUGUCGAUCAAUCCCUAUCGGACAGAGACCUUCUCGACACCUUCCUUUCUGAGCAGACCGGAGAUCAUCGAGAUCACUCCCGGCGUAGAGGACGGUGAGAUCGACGACGGUGAACCAUUUGAUGACGGUGAGCCAAUCGACGAGACACCGCUCACGAGCAGGACACCCUCGCGUUCGCCAGAGCUACAGAUCAUCGAACCUACGACCGAUGACCGUCCCAAUAAGCAUGCUAGUCCUCUCGUUCAUCCCUCGCGUCUCAAAUCCGUCGAAGCAAGCCCAACCGACUCGCAAAAUCCUGCAGCCACUGACAAUCCACACCCCAGGACAUUGAUAGAGCCACCGCCAGCAUUCCCUUCUUCUGAGGUCAUCUACCUGGACGAUCUGGAUGGAGACGAGCUGGACGGCGAAGAGGUCGUCGAGCUGGAUGAUUCCCUCGAACUCAUCGAGCAAUCUGCUCGAGGGGACAUGGCAUCAGCAGAGCCAGACCAUGCGAACAGGGGCACUGUGCACGAUCCAACAUACGUAGCUACUCGUGCACUGCCUUCACCUGCCACAAUGAGCUCAGUUGGCGCGCGCACGCCUACAGACGACGUUUCUCAACCUCAGAUGACACUCGCCGCCAAGCCUCAUCACGAGGCAGAUUUAAUCCAGCGUCUCUCGCCUCGCAGUCCGCCGAAGAAGCGCAGGCAGACCAGCACGCUCUCACAGAGCGGCAGUGACGAUGAACCGGUCGCACUCGAGCCUGUACCGAUGACGAUCUCGCACGAUGGUCUGAAGACGCCGGAACCGCAGCACGAGCCGCAGCUUCCCACGCCGGCCGAUAGUCAUCACGAGAACGAAUUGAUCUCUCGCAUUGCGCCCAUCAGUCCACCACGCAAACGUAGGCGCACGGAUCUCACAUCGGAUAGCGAUGGCGAGCCUCAAUCGGAGAAAGUGGAGCGCAAGUCUCGCAAACCGGAAACGACUGCAAAAGGAACGCACGCGCAUGAACACCCUAUCGACGUACCGCGGAGCAGUCCGACCUCGCCAGCAAAAUCACGAUCAUUAGCAAGUUCUGCGGGCACAUUGAUCUCGAGGAUCUUCGGAGGAUCCCAGGGUCAGACUGGCGCUUCAUCGCCGCCCCAAAACGAAGCCAGAGACGCAGCAUAGAUCGCACACCCCCUCGCAAGCGAUAAGCUUUAUGAAUGAAAUGUCCAAGCGCAUGUUGUCACCAUCAACGUCAGUCUGCAUUUUGGUGUUACAAGCAUACACUUGCGGUGAAAUAGACUGUGCAGGACGAGUCAGAUUACACCCUGAAAGCGCAGUCAUCGACUGCUCUUCACGGCGUCAGCAAACAACAUCUGACCGGAGGAAGCUGCAGGAGGCGUGAGAGCUUUUACUGAGCCAGGUGGGGCAGGAUGAUCACCGUUCGUCGAGAUCUCGGUGAGCGGGGUAGCGGAGCCAGGAGGCAGCGCGGUCUCUGGCACGAAUGCUUCUGUGGGCCUGAGCUUCUUCGAGGGUUUGUCGAUGACUUGAUUCGCAGGAGCGGGUGCGGCCGAAUCUGGACUUGCUGCUAG
Molecule: messenger RNA, 1910 nt
Organism: Mixia osmundae IAM 14324
Lineage: Eukaryota; Fungi; Basidiomycota; Mixiomycetes; Mixiales; Mixiaceae
Exons: 2
Coding region: 49-1503 (484 amino acids)
Source: RefSeq, a predicted model, not a curated record